AUGGGCGUGUCCAAUGCUGACUGGGGGAUUCCCGCGAGUAACAUGACUAAAAAGAAGCGGGAGAACGUGGGCGUCGCUCAGGAGAUGGAUGGGCUGGAGGAGAAGCUGUUGCAAUGUCGGAGGGACCUGGAGGCUGUGAACUCCAGGCUCGAUGGGAUGGAGCUGAGCCCAGAAGCCAGGAAGUCUCUGGAGAAGGAGAAAAACAGCCUGAUGAACAGAGCCUCCAACUAUGAGAAGGAGCUCAAGCUGCUUCGGCAGGAGAACCGGAAGAACAUGCUGCUCUCCGUGGCCAUCUUCAUCCUCCUAUUCCUCCUCUACGCCUACUGGCCUCUGUGA
This is a messenger RNA of Pipistrellus nathusii (Nathusius's pipistrelle), 336 nucleotides long. Lineage: Eukaryota; Metazoa; Chordata; Mammalia; Chiroptera; Vespertilionidae. The record is from the annotation of a GenBank genome assembly.